GGUGUAUCCAGACUGACUGAGAGUGCAGAUUAUACACUUUUCACUGCCUAGCAUUGGAGUAUGGCAGUACCACCCCCAGAUCCAAAGUUUGAUCUUCGUGGAAUCUGUGCUGAGGUGAACUGUCUGCAUUUCAGUUGCAAGGCCCAAGUUCCGUGUUUACCACUCCUCUUUUCAGGAGCUUCAAGUGGACUGAUCCAUGCCUGGAAUCUUAAUACACGAAGAGUGGAGUCUGCUCUUGAUGGUCACCUAGGGAAAUCAAUAUUAUGGCUCCAUACUCUACAUGACAGAGAUUUGCUUCUAAGCCAGGGCCGAGACCAGCAAGUGCACACAUGGAACCUAGCAGAGGGAAGGAAUGAGGUGAUAGAAUCUAUCAGUUUAGAGUGCGUUGGUUUCUGUAAAUGCUCACUGCUGAAGACCAGUUGCUGCCUCUUAGCACUACCAACUGGAGAGAGCGCUAAGAUUGAUGUUUUGGAUCUACAUUCUAAGAAGAGAGUCAGUUCAGUCAUCCCUAAUUCAGACAGCAGAUGGGGGAUGGCUAUGUGCAUGAAGCUUUGGGAGCCUGAAUCAGGGUCUAGCCCUUUGCUUCUUGUUGGCUAUGAGGAUGGCUCAGUGGUCUUGUGGAAUGUUUUGGAACACAAAUUUCUGAGCAGACUGGUUUGCCACAAGGAGCCUGUUAUGAGCCUUGACUUUGACUCCGAAAAAGCCAGAGGGGCCUCUGGAUCCUCAGAGAAAAUACUUAGUGUCUGGAGCCUUGACGAACAGCAGAACCUUAAGGCUUACACAACACAAGAAAUCAUUAAUCCAGGAGUUGCUGAUGUUGUCCUGCGGCAAGACAGAAAGAUUUUGGCUACAGCUGGCUGGGACCAUCGUGUUCGGAUAUUUGGAUGGAAGAAAAUGAAGCCAUUAGCUGUCCUGCAAUACCACUCAGCAACAGUACAUUGUGUGUCCUUUUCCGACCAUGCCAAUCCUACAGACAGACUGGUUGCAGCUGGAUCAAAAGACCAACGUAUAAGUUUAUGGUCCAUAUAUUAACACAUUUAAUAAAAAUAAAAUAAAGUGUUUUUAUUUAUGCUUUUUUUGUUAAAAUGGAUUAAAUCAUCAAUUUAAAAUGCUUUUGCAUAAAAAAAAAAGAAGCAGUUUUAGAGACUUUGUAUUAUAUUUGUAUUUUUUUUUUUUAUAAAUAAAUGCUCUUUCCUUUUGUGGUA
Molecule: messenger RNA, 1205 nt
Organism: Bombina bombina (fire-bellied toad)
Lineage: Eukaryota; Metazoa; Chordata; Amphibia; Anura; Bombinatoridae
Gene: GNB1L
Product: G protein subunit beta 1 like
Exons: 7
Coding region: 61-1032 (323 amino acids)
Molecular function (GO): protein binding
Source: RefSeq, a predicted model, not a curated record